AUGACAGGUGGUAUAUAUUGCCGGGAAAGACUUCAGUACCUCCAUUGUAUCACCUGGGCACCCCAGGAUUCUCACAAUCCUCUCCACGGGAAAGAAGAGGGAGUUCCACCAUGUCUCAUUGGGCCUCAGGAGCUGAAGUUUGCAUUUAUCCUGUGUGACUUCAGCAGCUGUGGCUCCAAAGACGACAUUGCCCUGAUGGUUCUGCCAAGCCUGAUUCCACCUGCAGUCUUCAGAAUGGGCCGAAAGACCGUGAGGACUACAUUGUCUGACGCCAUCAAGGCCUUCAUCGAUCUUAAGCCUGUGAGUAGUCCUAGACUCACGCAGCCCCUUGGAUCUAGUGAUGCAGGUCGGAUGGUGGAGUACCUUCAGGCAGCAGACCAGGCCAUACCCCUGCACCCUGGUGUUGGGAGGCGAGGACUGCUGCUCACAGCCAUUCACCGUUCUCAGUGGGCCCUGGAGCACAACAGCGUUGUCCAAGCUCCUACACUCGAUUCGACAGGUGUUAGUCCUGCCGGAACGAUUCCGCUGCAUCCGUGCCGAAGGAGAAUGUUAACGAGCUGCAACUCGACCGAGUGCGUUGAGCCGGUGACUUCAUGUAACGAGACGCUAGUCCUGGUUAUCAACACCGGAGGAACCAUCGGGAUGACUGAAUCACCUUCAGGGCUUGUCCCAGAACCCAAUGCAUUUGUGAAGAACCUACGCAAGUUCCCUAUGUUCUACGAUAAGGACUAUGCCGAGAAGACCCAUCUGGUUGAGCAUUAUGGAGAUAAGACCCUGGUCUUGCCGUCAAGUAAAAUCGGAAAGAGGAUAGUCUACACUUUUUUAGAGUACAACCCUCUGCUGGACUCCUCUAAUAUGACCCCAGAAGACUGGGCUAAAAUCGGAAAGGACAUUGAGAAAAACUAUGAAAGCUAUGAUGGUUUUGUGAUCCUCCAUGGCACAGACACUAUGGCUUACACAGCCUCUGCCCUGUCCUUCAUGUGUGAACAUUUGGGCAAACCGAUCAUUGUCACUGGAUCACAGGUGCCGAUCUAUGAGUUGAGGAAUGAUGGCAGAGACAACCUUCUGGGGGCGCUGCUGAUUGCUGGCCAGUUUGUCAUUCCUGAGGUGUGUCUGUACUUUUACAACAAACUCUACAGAGGGAAUCGUACGACCAAGGUGGAUAGUGGGAGUUUCAAUGCAUUCGCCUCUCCUAACAUGACCCCUUUGGCCACUACUGAAGUGGACAUUACAAUCAACUGGGAUACGGUGUUGAGGCCAAGCACCACAACAAAGUUUCAAGUCAGCCCAGAGAUGAACAGAAACGUGGGCCUGCUCAGGCUGUUCCCAGGGAUCACCACUGAUACUGUAAGGGCUUUCCUGCAGUCGCCCAUGGAGGGUGUGGUCAUGGAGACCUACGGCAGUGGAAAUGCCCCCGAUAACCGACCCGACCUGUUGGAUGUGCUGAAGAAGGCUACCGACUCUGGUGUCAUCAUCAUGAACUGCACCCAGUGUCUGAGAGGGCAUGUGUCUGUGGCUUACAAGACUGGCCAGAAAUUGGAGGAUGCAGGACUGUUAGCUGGCAGUGACAUGACUCCAGAGGCUGCCCUUUCAAAGCUGUCCUACGUAUUGGCCAAGAAAAAAAUAAGUCUUGAUGAGAAGAAAAAGAUGAUGUCUCAGAACCUGCGAGGUGAGAUGAGUCCCGACAUAGCAGGAGCCAAGCUGUGUCUGAGAGACAGGCGUUUCAUCAAGGUCAUCGCCAAGUCUCUUAGCACCAGCUGCAAGGAGGAGCUGGAAGCCAUCCGUGAUGCCCUGACUCCCACACUGGCAUGUGCUGCAGCUAAGAACGGAGACAUAGAGGCCUUGGAAGCCCUAAAGGAAAUGGGCAGUUACUUUUCUCUGGGUGACUAUGAUGGACGUACACCCCUACAUGUUGCCGCCUGUGACGGCAAACUCAAACUGGUGGAGUACCUACUGCUUAAUGGAGCUACAGUCUAUGCUAAAGAUCGCUAUGGGGACACACCCCUAAGCAACGCUGUACGCUUCAGGAACAAGGAGGUUGUGAAGCUGCUGAGAAAGACUGGAGCCCACUUCACCAAAGAUGAGUUGGAUGAAGCAGGAAACGAACUGUGCAGCCUGGCAGCCAGCGCUGACCAGGAUGGCCUGGAAAUCUGGAGUCUUGCCGGAGCUGAUCUGAAUAAACCAGGCUACGAUGGACGGGUAGCAAUGGAAGUGGCCCAGGCUGUUGGCAAUCAGCAAGUGGUGGCAUUUUUAGUCCAACUGAAAGCCAAGAUAACCACUAGUUAG
Messenger RNA from Perca flavescens (yellow perch), 2286 nucleotides. RefSeq names its product 60 kDa lysophospholipase. The record is from RefSeq and is a predicted model, not a curated record. Gene Ontology annotation, biological process: amino acid metabolic process. Gene Ontology annotation, molecular function: asparaginase activity; protein binding. NCBI's taxonomy places the organism in Eukaryota, Metazoa, Chordata, Actinopteri, Perciformes, Percidae. Bases 1 to 2286 code for a protein of 761 amino acids. The transcript has 19 exons.